Clonostachys byssicola is the source of this 243-nucleotide messenger RNA. The record is from the annotation of a GenBank genome assembly. Lineage: Eukaryota; Fungi; Ascomycota; Sordariomycetes; Hypocreales; Bionectriaceae.
AUGGCAGACAAGACUACGAAUACUGCCUCACGCAGCGACAGCGAUGCCUUUAAACAUCUCAACCCGUUGAACCGCCCGGCCAAUGGCUACUGUGGGGAGAAUCCGCAGGUCCCUGGCAGCGUGCCUCCCGGUGCCCAGCCAAUCCCCCCCGAAACUCUCAAGGAUAUCUUCGCCAACGGUAGUGAGUUCCUCAAGGCUUACGCCCGCGCACACCAUAAAACAAUCAAUGGAAUUGUCGACUAG